Molecule: messenger RNA, 1034 nt
Organism: Ostrinia furnacalis (Asian corn borer)
Lineage: Eukaryota; Metazoa; Arthropoda; Insecta; Lepidoptera; Crambidae
Product: AT-rich interactive domain-containing protein 2-like
Exons: 7
Coding region: 1-810 (269 amino acids)
Cellular component (GO): SWI/SNF superfamily-type complex
Source: RefSeq, a predicted model, not a curated record
AUGUUACCACGCUCCCACUAUGUCACGUCACAGCCCGAAGCAGAACAUGGCGAGCGCCCGCACCGCGAGCGGUCGCUCGGCUCACUGGGCCUCCUCGUCGCCUCCUCCGCCUUCGCCUGCCUCGGGCGCCGGUUCCUCGUGCCAAAGCCUCCAACACCGAAGCCUACUGCGACGCCGCCGCCGCAGACGCAAAGUUUGCCGGCGCCUUUACAGCCGAAUCAACAGGAUGACACGCCCUGGAUAUGCCAUUGGCGAGGCUGUGGCAAGUCAUUCGCAAACGCAGCAGAGGUGUUUUCGCAUGCCGCUCGCGUCCAUUGCCCGACCAACGCAGCGGGCGAAGCGCCCUGUCUGUGGUUAGACUGCGACCGGGUGCCGCGCCGGACUUUCGCGCUUCUCAACCAUCUUACUGACAAACACUGCAGUGAGCAUGCACUAAAAGCGAUAUUCAACGCGCGACGGCACACAGCUGCGGAUUCGGAUAGCAACAAGCCAGUUUCUCUCGGCGGCUACCCGCCGAAUGCGGCGCUAGCGGCGCUCAACAAACACGCUACAGAUAUGUUCAACCCGAGAGAGCUCAUGAACAGGGCCGAUGUCAGUCGCACGCAGGAUCAGAUGGAUGAAAAUGAGGGUCCAGUGACGAAGAGCAUACGGUUGACUGCGGCUCUCAUAUUGAGGAACAUCGUCAUUUACUCCAACACAGGCAGGCGCCAACUCCGUUCAUACGAGGCCCAUCUAGCGUCCAUAGCUCUCAGCAACGUGGAAGCAUCGCGGACGAUCGCCCAAGUAUUAUACGACAUGCACAAUAUUUGAGAAGGGCGCGGGCCCCAGGCCCGGGAUACAGACAAUUAGUGACGUCACACCUUAGAAUUAGUGACGUCAUAACUUAAUACGUUGGCAGUGAGAGCCAUCUAAAGUUUGUGAACAGUGAAAGGUUUAAGUAAGAUCAAAAUAACGCCCGUAUUCAAAAACUAUGCUUGCUUAAGUGAAGCAGCAAAUCGAACGCACAGUGUUGAAUAGUCUGUGAUUGGUUCGUG